AUGAGUACUGUGGGCCCCUUCAGACUAUUAACAUAUACUCGUCAGCAAGUUUUACGGUUUCAGUUAAACUAUCCUCGAUGUAAUUACGCGAAAAAAGAAACCGGAAGCGUCAGUAUGAUUGGAGGGGCUCUGAAGAAGAAAAAGUUGGGGAAGAUGGGUCCAGUGAUGGAAAAGAAGGUCAUUCCAGUUGAAACAGACCCUCAGAAACUUGUAAAAUUUGUUUGUGGCUCGAAUAUUUACACUACUGGUCAAGACAUUGAAUUAAAGCCCGAUAAUGAGUAUCCUGAAUGGUUGUGGAAUAUACGAACAGGGCCCCCGCCGCCACUGGAAGAACUAGACCCAAAUACUAAGGAAUAUUGGAGAAGGAUAAAGAAAAUGGCAAUGAGACGAAAUAAUAAAUUAGCACAACUUAAGAAGUUUUAA
Molecule: messenger RNA, 423 nt
Organism: Tribolium castaneum (red flour beetle)
Lineage: Eukaryota; Metazoa; Arthropoda; Insecta; Coleoptera; Tenebrionidae
Gene: mRpL54
Product: mitochondrial ribosomal protein L54
Exons: 2
Coding region: 1-423 (140 amino acids)
Cellular component (GO): mitochondrial large ribosomal subunit
Molecular function (GO): structural constituent of ribosome
Source: RefSeq, a predicted model, not a curated record